This is a messenger RNA of Armigeres subalbatus, 411 nucleotides long. RefSeq lists its product as uncharacterized. The coding region runs from base 163 to 411 and encodes 82 amino acids. Lineage: Eukaryota; Metazoa; Arthropoda; Insecta; Diptera; Culicidae. The record is from RefSeq and is a predicted model, not a curated record. The transcript has a single exon.
GGAAUUUUGUUUACACUGUGACUUUGUUCUAUCCAGACUCGGCAGCACGAACUUGUGUGGCUGCUCGUUGCCCCACGACCGCGCGCAAUCAGUCAUCCGCGGAACGCUGAAUCGGUCAACAGGGCCCUGCGUGUCCAAAUCGUUCAAUCAUUGUUUUGAAAGAUGCGUUUUCGCCAGCUCAGGGGUUUCCUCCUCGUGAGUAGCGGAACGUUGCUGGUGUGGCUGCUGAUGUCGCUGCUGACUUUCGCCCUGCUGGAAGCUACCGAGGGGCGCACCAUCUUCUACAAACCGUCCGCCAAGGACGACCUGAACGCCACAGUCAACACGUCGAACAUCUUCGUGUCUCCGCUGCGGUGUCCGCCGGGUUACGGGCUGGAUCGGUUCCGACGCUGCCGAAAGUUGGUUUACUAA